Platichthys flesus (European flounder) is the source of this 5523-nucleotide messenger RNA. RefSeq names its product rabaptin, RAB GTPase binding effector protein 1 (gene rabep1). Gene Ontology annotation, molecular function: growth factor activity; GTPase activator activity. Lineage: Eukaryota; Metazoa; Chordata; Actinopteri; Pleuronectiformes; Pleuronectidae. Gene Ontology annotation, cellular component: intracellular membrane-bounded organelle. Gene Ontology annotation, biological process: endocytosis. The record is from RefSeq and is a predicted model, not a curated record. The transcript is spliced from 18 exons. Bases 161 to 2734 code for a protein of 857 amino acids.
GAUUUGAACAUCUCUUAUUUUGAAGGCCCCACCGGAAUCAGCGGCGUGCCCUCCUCGCCAGCUUGCCGCAGCAGUUGUGAUGUUAGCCUGUUUACUUGGACGCUCCUAGCUUGUUGCCCCUCUGCCCCGGUAACAGCCUCCAGUUCCCCCCGAGGAAACCAUGGCCGAGCCGGCCCCGGGAUCCGCUCCGUCGCCACAACAUGACGAGGUGCUGCAGCAGCGAGUGGCAGCUCUGGAGCAGGAGAGGGUCGAGUUCAUCAAACUCAAACAGCAGCUCGAGGCCGAGUUCAACCAGAAACGAGCCAAGUUUAAAGAUAUUUUUUUGCUGAAGGAAGAGGAGUGGAAGAGGCAGACAGCGGCGCUGGAGGGGGCCCACGCUGAGCUGAGCGCCGUCCAGAUCCAGCUGACUCAGGCCCAGUCUGAGAUCGAGAACAUCCAAGCUGUGGCCACUGUGUCGGAAAACACCAAACAGGAAGCCAUCGACCAGGUCCGCAGCCAGUGGCAGGAGGAAGUGGCCUCACUGCAGGCCAUCAUGAAAGAAAGCGUGUGUGAAUACGAGGUCCAGUUCCACCAGCGCUUGGAUCAGGAGCGAGCCCAGUGGAACCAGUACCGCGAGGCGAUGGAGCGGGAAAUGGGAGACCUGAGACGCCGCCUCACCGUGGGCCAGGAGGAGGAAAACCUGGAGGAGGAAAUGAAAAAAGCCCAGGAGGACGCGGAGAAGCUGCGCUCGGUGGUGAUGCCCAUGGAGAAGGAGAUCGCCGCCCUGAAAGCCCGACUGACGACAGCCGGGGAGCGGGUGAAAGAACUGGAGGCCUCGAAGGUCAAAGAGCUCAAUCACGUUCUGGAGGCUGAGAAGUCGUGUCGUACGGACCUGGAGAUGUAUGUGGCCGUGUUGAACACACAGAAAUCUGUCCUGCAGGAAGACGCAGAGAAACUACGCAAAGAGCUGCAUGAGGUCUGUCACAAGCUGGAGUUGGAGCGGCAGCAGCACAAUCAGCUGAAGCACACGUGGCAGAGAGCCAACGACCAGUUCCUGGAGUCCCAGCGCCUCCUCAUGAGGGACAUGCAGAGGAUAGAGAACGUGCUGUCAUCGGAACAACUCCGCCAGGUGGAGGAGAUGAAGAAGAAGGACCAGGAGGAAGAUGACAAGGAGCGGCUUAGCCAAGUGAACGAGAUGCAGGAGGAGGACGGGGGAGACAACACCGAGCCUUUGGAAGACUCCUUCCUCGGGCUGAGCGUCGAGGAGCCCCACGCCAACCACAGCGCUCACGGCUCGAUGCACUCUUUAGAUACUGACGUGGUGUUGGGGGGCACCAUGGACCCCUACAAAGAAAACCUGCGGCGAGUUCAGUCGACGGACAGCCUCGGCUCCUCGCUGUCUGCCCAGCAGGGCCUCGGGGGCCAGAACCACAAGGCCAAGUCGGCCAGCCACUUGGAGGAAUCAGACUUUGGGCCCCUGGUGGGAGCCGACUGCGGCGUGACAGACAGUAGUUUUGGGGAAACCUCGUCCAUCAGCUCGAUGAAGCUGACGGCGAGCCACUUCCUGCUGACAAAAGACCAGGAGAAGGCCAUCAAAGCCAUGACGCCUGAGCAGGAGGAGACGGCGUCGCUUCUGUCGAGCAUCUCCCACACGGCCAACAACGCCUACCUGCCGCCUGUAGGCUACCGGCUGGUCAGCGACAGCGAGUGGAAUCUGCUGCAGCAAGAGGUGAAAAACGCCGGCAGGAAGCUCGGCCGACGUUGUGACAUGUGCUCCAACUACGAGAAGCAGCUCCAGGCCAUCCAGGGACAAGAGGCCGAGACACGGGACCAGGUGAAGAAACUGCAGGUGAUGCUGCGUCAGGCCAACGAUCAGCUGGAGAGGACGAUGACGGAGAAACAGGCUUUGGAGGAUUCAGUCAAAGCAGGCAACGAGGAAACGGCUGCUAAGGUUGCCGCCCUGAUGCAGAGAGUCCAGGAGUCGGAGGCGCUGCUCGGAACACUACAACAAGCCUUCAGUGACGCUAAGAGGAACACGCAGGAGCAGAUGGCGGUGCUGGUGAAGUCGAGGGAGCAGGUGGCCGACGAACUGAGUCGACUACAGAGAGACAACGAGAGUCUGCAGGGAAAACACAGGCUGCACGUGGAGCUCCAGAGACAGGAAGACUUCCAGAUGCCCAAUACCGUGCAAGAGCUUCAAGGGCAGGUGCUGCAGUUGCGUGAUGACACGGUGGCGCUGCGGACGUCAGCCGAUCACAUGGAGGAGAAGCUGAAAGCGGAGAUCCUGUUUCUGAAGGAUCAGCUUCAGGCAGAGCAGUGUCUGAAGGAGAACCUGGAGGACACGCUGCAGCUGGAGAUCGAGGGCUGUAAGGAGGAGAUAGCUUCCUUCUCCAGUUUGAAGACGGAGCUGGAGCGAAUAAAAGCUGAGAAGCAACAGUUGGAGAGAAAUUUAGCAGAGAAGACCGAGACUCUGGAAAACCUCCAGGGCCUGAGGAUCAGCCUGGAGCACCGACUUAAAGAGCUGAUCACUGCAAAGAGUGCACUCGAGAUUCAGGCCCUCGACGAGAAAGACAAAGCUCAGCGGCUGCAGACGGAGCUGGACGUCAGUGAGCAGGUUCAGAAGGACUUUGUCAAACUCUCUCAGAACCUUCAGGUGCAGAUGGAGCGAAUACGACAGGCGGAGUCCUUGGACCGAAUCCGAGUCAUCCUCAACGACACCAACUUGACUGACAUCAACCAGCUUCCAGACACAUGAUGCCACUGAAUGAAAACUGCCCUCAGCUUCAUUCCCCUUCCUUUUUCUUCAUCACUGGCCCAAUAACAUUAUUGAUCUGAUGCCUCCUUCCUCCCGCCCCCAUAACCCCCCCCCACGCGUGGACGAGUUUGGAAGGAUGGGGACGGACACAGCAUGUGGAGCUCGGGGCCUUUUUGUGUAACUUAUGAAAUCAUGGAAUCACAACAAGGAAAGAAUUAUGAAGAAGAACACUACUAAAAAAAAAAUGUAAAUAACUAAAUGUGUGACUGUGGAUGGGGGGGGGUGUCCAUCUCCCUGUGGGUCUGUCUGUGUCUCGUUUCUACUGUAGAUAUGACUAUGUCUAUAUUAGGCUCAACCAAAAAGGUUUGUCGUCUUCUAAAGCACUUUUCAUCUGCGACUUCUUUUUCCAGGUAAAUAGAAAAAAACUAUUGGAUGCGUUAACUCUCCUCCUCGUGUUCUCGAAGCGCUUUGAUAAUCGCUUCCUCGUUUCACUCGCUUCUUCUUUUUCUGACGUCUCUUUUUGUUUUUUAAUUUCCUGAAGCAUUUUCCACCUUGUUCUGGUCAUUUCACCCUGUUCAACAAAAAAAAAGAAACACAAUGAAGGAUGGAAAAUACUUGCACGUAACUUAAAUAGGAUUGAACAAAAAAAAGGAACAUAACACAAAGUGAGCAAUACCAUGAAUUGUCUCUAUCCUCCUCCUCUGUGUCUUGUUUUGCUCCAUGAAGCUGCUGAAGUACAUAACGAUUUAACCCAGUUGGUUAAAUUAAGAGAUCAGAAGAAUCAGGUGUCAACAUUCAACUGUUUAAUGAAAGAAAAACUAUUUUAAUCUUAAACACACUUUACUCCUUUAAAUUAUUCACAGAUUAUUAUUUUUUUUUUAAACUGAGUUUGUCUUAUCAGGAAAAUCUAAAUCUCAAAUGAGAGAAAUAUUGAAGACCAGGCUGUAAUCACGCUGAGCUGAGGCGUCAGAGGCUCUGACGUUUCAUAUGUACAAGAUCUCUUUUGUCUUUGGACAUGAACUUUGUCUUUCACAUAUGAAGAAGGCAGCAGGAGAUUGAGCUGCUCAGACAACAACAGGCUAAUGUCAGGAACAGCGGGGGAGGGAGACGUGUUGUUGUUUACAGAACAUCGACAGUGGCUUCGGCCAUUAUCCCAAAAAACUAACUUGAAUUGUCCUCGUCUUUCCAAAUUCACGUCUUCUACGUGUUUGACUCUCAUUUUUUCAUCCUGAGAUUUUAGAAACAUCAACGCGUCCACUCGCUCGCUGUGGAUGUUCCGGAUGUUUUCCUGUUGUCUUGUCACAUGGACUUGUUGUCGUCUCAACCUGAUAAACUGAACAAGGAGAACAGACCGGAGUUCAGAUCUUAUCCACUAUCUCGACUUUCACCGCCAUAGUCAACCGCUGUGUAAAGUGGUGGAAGUUUGAGAUUUGCUGCUUUUCGGAAAAGAUACAAAAAAAUUGUACUCAACUGACAAAGAUUAACAGGAAGAUUAAAAAAUCUGUUUGAUGACCAGGACUUUGUUUAGAGACCUGAUUUAAAACUGACACGUGUGCAGCUCCUCCUUUCAUAACCCAUCUUCAAUUCAAGCAGUUUGACUAAUUGUAACAUCUAAAGCUCGGCAAGGCCAGAAUAACACAAGUGGUUUUCAUUAAGCGGCUGCACAUUCCCUCAAAAAACAUUUUGAAAUAGAAUAAAUACAUGUGUGAUUAUUGAUUCGAGUCGGGAGGAUGUGGCUUCGUUUUGAAAUGGUUCAUUACCAGCUGCUACUUUAUGUCCCCCCUUUUUUUUGUCAAAACGAGCUCAGAAAAAACAUGUUGACUUGAUUGAUUUUAAUCGAUUAAGAAAAUCUGACUACUGAGAGGAAGAACAACUCUGGAGAUGUUUCCCCUCCAACUGUUGUGAAACUCUGUACUUUCCGCGUGAGCAUUCGGAGGGAACAUUUUUUCCAAACUUCCAAAUAAGUGAGCCAUUCCCCAGGAGCCGGCAGUCACCUUGAGCUUUGAAUAAAGAUGGUGACUCAGUGCCCGGCUCUCUUUCUGACGCACCAGGCGGCAAACCACGCAUUGAUGGAAAGAAAAAGACAAAUAAUGAGGCUGAAUGAAUUGUGUAAACAGCUGCGUUGUUUGGUUCAAGGACAUGAUCUCUGUAUUUUUUUGUUUUGUUUGUUUGUUUACUUGCAUGUAUUACAUUUCCCCUCUGUUGCAUAUGUCAAUACUGUAGAUAUCUGGAGUUGAUAUUUAUGAUAGAUUCCUGCAAUGUGUUAUGAGAUGUGUGGAUGUGUGGGCGAGCGAGCCUGACUUGCACUGAGAGAACCCUGUAUGUUUUCGGCUUGUGUGGUUGUGGGCUGGUGAAAACUGGUGAACUGAACCUUCAGAGUAUAAAUUUUAACCGUGUGAAGUCUGCACAUUCAUUUUUCUCCGAUAGCCUUAUUGCAUUGGCUUGGUGUGUUUUAAUUUGAUUUGUGACAUUUGAUGUCUCUUUUAAUUUUUUUCUUUCGUGGCCCAUAUGGCAUUAAUGUGACGGUUCCUAAUCCGGAGAGUCUUACCAGACGUUUACUAAUUCACUGUGGUCAUGAUUAAAAGUAGAUUAUUAAUGAUUAAUUUCUGAUCUUUCAUCGCUGGCCAUGUACAGACUGUACCCUUGAUUCCCUGAAAAAUUAUUAGAGAUGUGAAGCGUUUGAGUUCAGAGACGUAGAGUGUGAGGUCUGAACGCUCACACUGUCCCAUCGCUUCUUGGUUUAUAGCAUAAAUACAAAUUCAAAACAAAUAAAGCACAUUUGAAGCCCA